CACCAAGUCCGCUUCCGGUUAAGGAGGACACGUCACUUAUUCGACUGAGGAAGAGAACCCGUGCAAAUCUCGCAUUAAAGCUAUAGUUUGUAAAAGAAAAUCUAAGCAUGUCGAGCUCGGUCUUGUCGGUUAUUUCUCGGUUUCUGGAGGAAUACACCACCACAACCCCCACUAGGCUGAAAGUGGUGGACGCAUACUUGCUUUACAUCUUGCUAACAGGAGCGCUGCAGUUCCUUUACUGCCUACUCGUCGGCACCUUCCCAUUCAAUAGCUUUUUGUCGGGCUUCAUUUCAUGUGUGGGCUCUUUCAUUCUCGCAGUGUGUCUUCGCAUCCAGAUCAACCCUCAGAACAAAGGAGACUUCUUGUCCGUUUCCCCAGAGAGAGCCUUCGCUGACUUCCUGUUUGCUCACACCGUCCUCCAUCUUGUUGUGAUGAACUUCAUCGGCUGAAUCAGACGUACAUCAAACUAAGAUCAACCCCUAAACUUUCAGAAGAUCAUGCCAAGAUAUUAAAACUCCCCCUGCAAGACAUGAAGCUGCAUCGCUGUUUGGACCGCGUCCUCCCACCGUCAGCGCUGAAUGAGAUGCAGCAUUUUUUCAUUUGAUGCAGAACAUCUUUUUUUUUUUUUUUUUUUUUUACUGAUGGUUAAUUUUUUUUACGCUGACAUUUGUAAAGCAAUUCCUCUUUGCACUCAAAUAAAAACUAUAAUUGUAAA
Molecule: messenger RNA, 715 nt
Organism: Melanotaenia boesemani (Boeseman's rainbowfish)
Lineage: Eukaryota; Metazoa; Chordata; Actinopteri; Atheriniformes; Melanotaeniidae
Gene: dad1
Product: defender against cell death 1
Exons: 3
Coding region: 108-449 (113 amino acids)
Biological process (GO): protein N-linked glycosylation
Cellular component (GO): oligosaccharyltransferase complex; membrane
Source: RefSeq, a predicted model, not a curated record